This is a messenger RNA of Orbilia oligospora ATCC 24927, 1623 nucleotides long. RefSeq lists its product as uncharacterized. The coding region runs from base 1 to 1623 and encodes 540 amino acids. The record is from RefSeq and is a predicted model, not a curated record. Lineage: Eukaryota; Fungi; Ascomycota; Orbiliomycetes; Orbiliales; Orbiliaceae. The transcript has a single exon.
AUGUUCGUAUCUUCUUUUUCUCUUCUAGUGGCCGGGACGGUUCUCUGUUGCAUCUCAGCGACUCUAGCGGUGGAGAUUAAUGGGCUCGGUGGGGUUCAGCAAUCUUGGGAUCCUAGGCCCUUGGAGGAGAAAGUCGAUGACUGUUCGAAUAGCACACAUCGAUGGCAUUCACUCCAGGGUAGUUGUUUCAACGAGAAAGGUGGUGUAAUACCAUAUACACCUCUACUUUCCAAACGUAGCUCCUUCGGCAACUAUCUUGAUUUGGUCGGGCUCCACCCCCGGGAUAUUUGCGGGCCUGGUGAGACUACUUGCUGGGCGGUUAGCUGUUGCCGAACAGGUGAGAUAUGUGGUUCUUUUGGCGGAGGUUGUAAAGUCUCCUGGAGUACGAUUUAUUCUACGACGAUAACCACAUCCUGGUCAACAGUGACUUCUUGGGUUCUUCCUAGGACGGAGGAUGUGGAUUAUACUACCAUAACAGUUAAUACAACCAUUUAUACGACAGUGUUUAAUCCCAUUACCUUGCCCGGGGAAGGGGAGAACGCUGUUCUCGACACAAAUAUAAUAGUCUCAACGACUCUCGUGCUAUCAGCUUAUACACCUCCAGCUGUUACUAAGACAGAGAUGGUUACAAGGACUCAGCAACCUGAAGCGGAGGUCACCCCUCCUCAGUUGAUGGCACGGGAAACUGGAGCUAUUUUACCGAGAGCGAAGGAGAUCCCGAGAAGGUGGGAGGGGAUAAGUUAUACAACGUUAACGGUGUUUGUUACUACCUUUUUCACGACGAGUACGACUGCUACGUUGGAGAAUACAGUCGUGGGAGUUACGGAGACAAAUACAAUUUCCUUUAUCGCGACCCAAAAUCAAACGCAUUUUGAGACACCUACGGGGUUUACGACUAUGAUUAUCACACAGAUGGAUACCUCGACGUCAUAUGCCUAUGGAACCGUGGAUACACCAACGCAGGUUCUCUAUGUUACUACUUUUGUGCCAGCUUUUGCAGAGGAGGCAGGUAGAUAUGGGUUAACGGGGACGGCAGUGCCUUCUUCUGGAGGUGCACGACAAUUUUCGGCGGGUGAGAUAGCUGGUCUCGUUAUCGGUUUGAUAUCUGCUGCUAUUCUAAUAGUGGUCGGUAUCGUCCUGAUUAGACGCCGCGGGGAAACCGAAUCUUCAAGAGCGUCAGCGAGCACCCGUAGGCGAAAUAUCUUCGACCGUAAUUCUUCUAGUCCAAACCCGGGAGUACCUGCCACUAUUCUUCCAAAGACGGCCAUGAGGAGGUUUUCACAUUCGGAAUUCACAGACCCUAACGCGGAUAGAGUUUCCGGGUCCCCGAUAUCUGAGCUAUUCUUUUCUGGAUUGAAUAUGACGGACGAGAAUAAGUAUAGCCGAAGCCAUGGCGUGGGAGGAUCGAGGCUAUCUAGGGGUAGUAGGGGAUCUGUACUGUCUUCAGUGUCUCCUGUUCCUGAAGAAUAUAUUUUGCCUGAGGCACCAGCGAAGAGCGCACCAAUUAGGAAUAGUAUGGAUGGGAGGAACUGGGGGAGGGGGUACGGUGGUAGGGGAGGAUAUAAUAACGUUAGGAAUCGUGAUCGCAAUACGACUUUGUCAGAUUUCGGGGCCAUGAUCUAG